Molecule: messenger RNA, 3977 nt
Organism: Solea solea (common sole)
Lineage: Eukaryota; Metazoa; Chordata; Actinopteri; Pleuronectiformes; Soleidae
Product: semaphorin-6C-like
Exons: 21
Coding region: 320-3577 (1085 amino acids)
Biological process (GO): neural crest cell migration; negative regulation of axon extension involved in axon guidance; semaphorin-plexin signaling pathway
Molecular function (GO): chemorepellent activity; semaphorin receptor binding
Source: RefSeq, a predicted model, not a curated record
AGGGCGUGGUCUGCAGCGGGAUCAGCUUCAUUGUGUCGUUACGGAGGACUCUCCUGUCCCCGCCUGUCUGUCUCCGUCUCCUCACGGUGGAUUUUUAACCAGGAUUUUUCCCGCCGGUGCGAUUCCGUUUCGUUCAGUGUUGACGGUGGAUUAUCAAUGUGUUUGUGAGCGACCGAGACACAGCACGAGACAGAGCCGCGGACAGAGCCGCGGACAGAGCCGCGAGCAUCGGCCUGUCUCCUGUCCUCAACCCGGUGUCCGUGGAGCCAGAGUCGACCUCCACCAUGACCCUCUGACAUCAUCACCACCCUAUGAAAAAAUGGUCUUCGUUGAUUGGCUGUUACCACGGCAACAGUGGCCACCACUUAUGCUACUACUUGUAUUCACUGUCCAUUUCCUGUCUGAGGCCUUGACCACGCCCUUCCCCAAAGACCUGCAGCCAAUCAGCAUAGUCUCCUCUCAGCACUCAUAUCACUUUUCAGGUUUUCAUGGUCUCCAUGACAACGACACUCAGCGACUCGGCCUUGACUUCCAGACCAUGAUCCGCAUCAACCAUGUGCUGUUCAUCGCUGCGAGUGAAGGAUUGUGGGAAAUCUCUUUUUUCAGAGAUCACGUGUUCGCAGUGAAUCUGACGACCACAGCAGCGGCACUGGAUAAUGUCAUCGUUCCUCAGCUGACGAUGACGUGGAAAUCUGAAGACGUGAGCAAAUGUAAAGUGAGAGGAAAGAACAGCGACGAAUGUUACAACUACAUCAAAGUUCUGGUUCCCAGAAACGAUGAAACACUUUUCACCUGUGGGACCAACGCUUUUAACCCCACCUGCAGGGACUACCAGAUGACCUUGUUGGAGCAGCUUGGCGACGACCUCAUCGGUCAGGCUCGAUGUCCCUUCGAGUCACAUCAGUCCAACAUUGGACUGUUCACAGGCGGGGACUUCUACUCAGCCACCACCACAGACUUCCUGGCCAGCGAUGCGGUCUUCUACCGAAGUCUGGGAGACAAUCGUCCAGUCCUCAGGACGUUCAAGUACGACUCUAAGUGGCUGCGAGAACCUCACUUCCUUCAUGCUAUUGAUUAUGGAAGCUUCGUCUACUUCUUCUUCAGAGAGAUUGCGGUGGAGUUCACCGUCCUGGGAAAGGUGGUCUUUUCUCGAGUUGCCCGCGUCUGUAAGAAUGAUAGCGGCGGUUCGCCCCGAGUUCUGGAGAGAUAUUGGACAUCCUACCUCAAGGCUCGUCUCAACUGUUCAGUCCCUGGAGAUUCUUUCUUUUACUUCGAUGUCCUUCAGUCUGUGACAAACGUGCUGCAGGUGAACGGGAGGCCGGCGCUUGCUGGAGUCUUCACCACCCAGGACAACAGUAUCCCUGGCUCCGCCGUCUGCUUCUUCUUCAUGGACGACAUCGAGAACGUCUUCAGCGGGACGUUUAAAGAGCAGCGAGCCAGUGACUCAUCCUGGACACCAGUACCUGACCAAAGGGUUCCCCAACCCAGACCAGGUGUGUGUGCAGGUGACGGCGCCGCUGCUGACUAUAUGUCAUCAGUUCAGUUUCCAGAUGAAACAUUGACCUUCAUUAAGUCGCAUCCUCUGAUGGACAAAGCUGUUCCGUCUGUCAACGAGCGGCCGUCCUUCAUGAGGACGUCCAGCAGGUCCAAGUUGACCCAGAUUGUGGUUGAUGUCUCUGCUGGCCCUUUCAAAGACCGCAUGGUGAUGUUCUUGGGCUCAGAUGACGGACGAGUCCUGAAAGUCUUGGUGAGCACACAUCUCAACAAUAGCAUCGGAACCAAACUGCUGGAGGACAUCGAUGUUUACAACCCGUCCAAGUGUAAUGUUCAGGGACAGGAGGACAGGGUGGUCCUGGGUCUGGAGCUGGAUAAAGACCACCAUGCCUUGUUUGUGGCCUUCAGUAGCUGUGUCCUCAGAGUUCCGCUCAGCCGCUGCUCUCAUCAUGGCGGUUGUAAACAAAGCUGUCUGACCUCUCGUGACCCGUACUGCGUAUGGCUGCGGAGCGGCUGUUGUGCCGACAUCACGCAGGGCUUAAAGUCGGGCUUUGAGCAGGACAUUGAGGACGAGCAUUUGUUUGACGUGGACGGUUGCUAUGCUGAUAUCUUGGCGACAUCACGGUCUGACUCCACCUACGACAUGGAACAGCAAGCCACCGCUAACGUCCACUACACGUUCCUGCUAGCCUGUAUCCUGGUGGCAUUCUUCCUGGGCAUGGUGGUGUCGGGUUUACUUGUGUCAUGUUACUGCAGCCGUGGCGCCGCUCAGCGAGCAGCGGCACUGGGAAAAGAACCUGAGGCGUCGCUGCCUCGCGCUCUUUCGUUACGAUCACUCGCGAAACUCAGUGGACUUCUCGAGGGAACGCCAAAGCAGGUCAAAGUGGGCGUGUCCACACCACGGCUAUACAGCUCUUUCAUGGCUAACAGUCAGGCCUCAUCAACCCCCCACACGCCAUCAUGUCACGACCUGCUGCUGGGCGGCGCCCACCUCAGGCUCGCUCAGGUGGAUGGUCAGCUGUCUGUCUUGACAUUAAGUGAGUGUAGCCCUGACUCCACCCCCUACUCAACCCCUGACUCCUCUUCUGAGCUGCCAGUGAACAAUCAGAAAGACUACAGCGUCAGAGACUACAGCGUCAGAGACUACAGCGUCGGAGACUACAGCAUCAGAGACUACAGCGUCAGAGACUACAGCGUCGGUGACAACAGCAUCAGAGACAACAGCGUCGGAGACAACAGCGUCGGAGACAACAGCGUCGGAGACAACAACAGCUUCGAAGACAACAGCGUCAGAGACAACAGCGUCAGAGAAAACGGCUUCAAAGACAACGGCGUCAGAGACAACAGCGUCAGAGACAACAGCGUCAGAGACAACAGCGUCAAAGACAACGACGUCAGAGACAACAGCGUCAAAGACAACGGCGUCAAAGACAACAGCGUCAAAGACAACGGCGUCAGAGACAACAGCGUCUCCUUGCUGCACGUCCUUGAGGAGAAAAAGACUUUGAGUAAUGAGCAAGCAGUGGCAGGCAGGGCAGGAGGCAGGAUAGGAGGCGGGGCCAUUUCGCAUCAUCACUGCACGCAGACGGCUAAUGACGUGUCGGCGCUGGAUGAGCUGCUCAAACACAUCCACGAGGUCAGUGCGUCUGGAAGUGGCGGCAUCAAGGUCCUCACCUCGUCCUCUUGUGCAGGACAGUACCACCAUCAUCAGUCUGCUCGACAUUAUAGCUCCUCCCUGCUGCCGACGGUCCGCCUCCCCAAAUGUCUGGACCCGCCUCCUCAAAACUCCACCUCCUCCACUCCACUCCUGGUUCCAGAAAAACCAAGAGGAAGCUUUGUGAUGCGCCACCACAGCUUUAACCUGCAGGGGGCGCCCAACACCAACAAUGGUCCCUCAGGCGGUAACAGGGGAGCUAAGGCUAAUAACGGCGGUGUUUCUCUGACGCGGCAGCACAGCUACAAUGAACGUCCAUGUGUCCUCCUAUCAACACUGUCAAUCAAACCACAAGUCCCGCCCACAUCUGUGCUCCUGACCAAGAUAGAGGCGUCACCAGCACAGGGGACAGAGACGUCCAACCACUGACAAGUUUCAACAUGGCCGCCACAGUCCUCACCCUUUAACAGGAAGUGGACAUGGAAUCAUGAGGACACGCCUCCAGACUCUGAGACAGAAGUGGACAUGGGACAGUGGGGACACACUUCCAGACUCUGAGACAGGAAGUGGACAUGGAACCAUGAGGACACGCCUCCAGACUCUGAGACAGGAAGUGGACAUGGGACAGUGGGGACACACUUCCAGACUCUGAGACAGGAAGUGGACAUGGAACCAUGAGGACACGCCUCCAGACUCUGAGACAGAAGUGAACAUGGGACAGUGAUCACACUAAGAGGUUGAUGUGGAUUAUUCAUGAUGGUGUUUAGUUUAGUUUAGUUUAGUUUCAUUGUUUUGUAAAAGAAACGAGCAAUAAACAUUUGAAAUGUGA